Molecule: messenger RNA, 1086 nt
Organism: Mixia osmundae IAM 14324
Lineage: Eukaryota; Fungi; Basidiomycota; Mixiomycetes; Mixiales; Mixiaceae
Exons: 2
Coding region: 1-1086 (361 amino acids)
Source: RefSeq, a predicted model, not a curated record
AUGACAUCAGCAGCUGAAGCAUGGGCGUCACGAUGGCCUCUCGCACCUCUGUCAGGCUACUUGCUGACGAUUGCCGUCAUCGUCGGAUUGAUCCUGCCCCGCAUUGCGAUCACCCGAAGCUCGGCGCUCUUCUUGCUCUUCGGUCUCGGCUCGCUCGGACUGACAUGGAGCCACAUGCUCUUGUACUUUCGCUGGUCAUUCGAGAACAGCGCACAGCAAGCGGAUGCAGCCUUGUCGACGUGGACUGCCGCUGAUUGGCUCAGUAAAACGUCACUCUUCAAGGAAGCCUGGUUUACCGUCUGUCGUCUGCCCGAGAGAUGGUGGUGGUCUGCGCAGCUCUGCACUUUCACGACAGGCACUUGGACACCUUUUCUCUGGGCAGAAUCGCAAAGGCGGCAGAUCAGGCACGCUUGGCUGUUCAUGCUCAUGGGCCAAAUGGUCGCCAUCUCCGUCGCAUCAUCACUCUUCUUCGCUGCCUGGUUGGCAGCAACGAGUACGACGAUACCUAUGAAAGAUACUCGCUUGCUCACACAGAUUUGCAUUCUCGCCGUGGCGAGCGUACUGUUUGUGCCCGGAACGAUCACGCCCAAAGGUGCACAGUCGAAUUUCUUGCCGGUGAUCUUGGGCAUGCAUGCGAUCAUUAUCUCGCCGCUUGUCUGGCGAGCACGCGAACCAUCGUCGCCGGCGAACGAGCAGCGGUUGAGGGGCACCUAUCUCGUCAGUGCUCUGAUGUCUGGCUUGAUCCAUCUGGUCAACUAUGUCGCCGUAUUUGAGCGUGUCACCGAUCAGCCUGAUCUGUUGGCUCGGACGGGUCGAGUGAUGCAGUUGCUGGAAGAGACUAUCUCCAUUCAUCCGGCGCAGAGCAGCAUCACCUGGGACACGAUUAUGACGAGCGCAGUUGCCUGCCUGUGGAUUCUCAUCGACGUGCGGAAACAGCCGCUGUCAUCUAUCCUAUCGGCGGUCGGUCUAGUGCUGGCGACACCUAUAGCCAGCGCAGGCGUGACGGUGCCACUUUACCUAGCGAUGCGCGAGCGACAGCUCGAUCUCGCCCGAGCACAACCGACAAAGACCAUCAAAAGCACCUGA